AUGACCCGGUUGCUGACCAAAACAUUUGCUUUCAGCAGAAGCGGAGGUUGACAGUGAAGCAGCAAGGCAGACUUAACCGGGAUAAGUUAAACUUUCUUGCGAACUAACUACAUAGCCUUGAAACAAUAAUAAGGGACACGAUUUAACAUCCAUUUCUAGUUACGUGUUUGUAGCUGCACUUGCUAGUGGCUGUCAGUUCAUUCGGAUGUUGCAAAUCUGUUGGUUUUUAGAUUAUCUGGAGCCCUGGUUGCUCUCAGGUUUGCCUGAACAUUUAAGGAAUAUUAAUUGACCUGUAAAUAUCCUAUGUGAGCUGUGAUAUUGAAGGGAAUUAUUUCCCAGCUGCUGGUUCAGAUGCCUUGCCUGGAAAAGUCAAAGGAGAAAAGGACAAAUAGACCAAAACUAGACUGGACGUUUGUCCAGAGGUUCUGCAGCAUCCAGAGGGUUCUGUUCCCAUCAUGGUCCAGUCAAAGUGUGCUAAUGUUCGGAACGCUGCUGGGUGUCUCUCUGACAGAGCAGCUGAUCAUUUACCAGGUGGGCAUCCUCCCCAGUCACUUCUACAACGUGCUGGCAGACAAAGAUUAUUCCGGCUUCAGGAGUCUGAUGGGAACAGCAAUGGUGCUCAUUUUGCUCAACUCCACGCUUAAAAGUCUUGACCAAUACAUUUGCAAUCAAAUGUAUCUCAGCUGGAGGACGACCCUGACUGAGAGCCUCCAUUCGUCCUACUUCCAGGGCAGAGUUUAUUACAUACUAAAUGUACUCCAAGAGGACAUUGAUAACCCAGACCAGCGGAUCAGUCAGGAUGUGGAGAGGUUCUGUAAGCAGAUGAGCACCAUGGCCAGUCGCUUGAUUGUCUCACCGUUCACAAUUUCUUACUACACCUACCAAUGCUUCCGCAGCACCGGAUGGAUUGGUCCUGUGAGUAUCUUUGGAUAUUUUGUUGUUGGAACUAUUGCCAAUAAAAUCCUCAUGGGGCCCAUUGUGUCCACUCUGUUUGAGCAAGAGAAACUGGAGGGAGACUUCAGAUUUAAACACAUGCAAAUUCGUGUCAAUGCAGAGUCCGCCGCCUUUUUCAGAGCUGGUAAAGUGGAGCACAUGAGAACUGACCGAAGGCUGCAGGCCCUGCUGCAGACCCAGAAGAGCCUCAUCAACAAGGAGCUCUGGCUUUAUAUUGGAGUAAACACCUUUGACUACCUCGGGGGGUUCCUCAGCUACAUUAUAAUCGCCAUUCCCAUCUUCACUGGUGUUUACGAUGGUCUCACUCCAGGUGAACUCAGCGCACUCAUCAGUAAGAACGCCUUUGUGUGCAUCUACUUGAUAAACGGCUUCACGCAGUUAAUAGACCUGUCAACUACUCUGUCAGAUGUGGCGGGAUACACCCACAGGAUUGGGGAGCUGAGGGAGGCGAUGGAUGACAUCCUUCACAAGCAGUGCGAUUAUGACCCCGCAUCCGGGGAAAGCUACGACUUUGACAGUGACUUUAAUGUCCAUGCGGGCCCUGUGGAUACGGCCUUCAUCCUGGACCACCUUUCGUACAAAUCUCCGUACUCGGAUCAGCUCCUGGUGGAGGACCUGAGUCUAAAAAUCAGCCAGGGGACUCACCUGCUGGUGGUGGGGAACACAGGCACAGGGAAGACGUCCCUGCUGAGGGUCCUCAACCGUCUCUGGGAGGCACACAGCGGUUUUGUCCAGAUGACCACAUGUUUUGGUCCCAGAGGGACCCUCUUCCUACCUCAGAAACCCUACAUGACCGACGGCACUCUGCGUGAGCAGGUGAUUUACCCGCUGAAGGAUAUUUACCCUGCAUCAGCCUCGUUUUCAGGGUCAGUAGAUGAUGAUAGAAUUAUUCAAUUCCUGGAACUAGCAGGAGUGUCAAACCUCUUGAAACGAACCGGUGGUCUGGAUGAGAAAGUGGACUGGAACUGGUAUGAUGUUCUGUCUCCAGGUGAAAUGCAGCGCCUCUCCUUUGCGCGACUCUUCUACCUGCAGCCAAAAUAUGCAGUUUUAGACGAAGCCACCAGUGCUUUAACAGAGGAAGCAGAGGCUCAGCUGUACCGGACCUGUAAACAGCUGGGCAUGACUUUGAUCAGUCUGGGACACCGUAGCAGCCUUGAAAAGUACCACGACAUGCAACUGAAGCUAUGUGGAGAAGGCCGAUGGGAGUUAAUCAAGUUAAAAGCAACCAGUGGGACCCUCAGCCUCAGACAAGAAGCCACGUGAACCCGCUGACCUGCAGGAAACCUCAAGGUUUCUUAAUAACUUAUCAUUCAAAUCCUCUUAAACAUGUUUCAAUCAGUCCAUGUGAGCAGUCUUGAACAACUGUUUGAUUAUUUUCUUAUCUAAAGCAAUCAAGGAAUGCAGUGUUUUACUAAAAAAAGACUUGAGAUUCAGAAACUGGACCCAAAAAAAUGUUUUAUUGUGUUAAAAAUCUUAUAGAAAAACACUUCUUAAGUGCAUUAAAGUUAUUUUUGCAAUGAUGUUAUUCAUAGCCACAUCUGACGGUUUCACAGUCUUAAAAUGAAGACAUGUGGGUUGUUAAAAAAGAUUUAUAUGUACAAUAAAAUGAAACAUUUGGUCAUUAAAAUAAUUUUUUCUUUAAA
Molecule: messenger RNA, 2597 nt
Organism: Poecilia reticulata (guppy)
Lineage: Eukaryota; Metazoa; Chordata; Actinopteri; Cyprinodontiformes; Poeciliidae
Gene: abcd4
Product: ATP-binding cassette, sub-family D (ALD), member 4
Biological process (GO): very long-chain fatty acid catabolic process; long-chain fatty acid import into peroxisome; peroxisome organization
Cellular component (GO): peroxisomal membrane
Molecular function (GO): ATP hydrolysis activity; long-chain fatty acid transmembrane transporter activity; ABC-type transporter activity
Source: RefSeq, a predicted model, not a curated record